AGAGCCCGGGCCAUUUGGGUAGGUUGCACUGCGUUGUGGUUUCAUCUUGUGCUUCGGCCGCGGUCGUGGAGGUAGUUCGUAGACGGCGGAGGAGCAACGAGAUAACAACCACCACUUUAAAAGUUUAUUGAAAGAAAAUGGAGACAGAGCAGGAAGAGGUUGAAUUCACCAACACAGAGACUAACGGUAAACGUCCAGCUGAAGAUAUGGAGGAGGAACAAGCAUUCAAGAGAUCUAGAAACACUGAUAUGAUGGUUGAACUCCGUAUUUUGCUUCAGAGCAAAAAUGCUGGUGCAGUGAUCGGAAAAGGAGGAAAAAAUAUUAAGGCACUUCGGACAGACUACAAUGCCAGUGUUUCAGUCCCAGACAGCAGUGGCCCCGAGCGUAUUUUAAGCAUCAGUGCAGACAUCGAAACCAUUGGAGAAAUAUUAAAGAAAAUCAUUCCUACUUUAGAAGAGUACCAGCACUACAAAGGAAAUGAUUUCGAUUGUGAGUUGAGACUUUUGAUCCAUCAAAGCUUAGCUGGAGGUAUUAUUGGUGUGAAAGGUGCAAAAAUCAAAGAACUGAGAGAGAAUACACAGACUACAAUUAAGCUUUUCCAGGAGUGCUGUCCCCAUUCCACAGAUCGCGUUGUGCUUAUUGGUGGAAAGCCAGACAGAGUGGUUGAAUGCAUAAAAGUUAUUCUUGAUCUAAUAUCUGAGUCUCCCAUCAAGGGACGAGCACAGCCUUACGAUCCCAACUUCUAUGAUGAAACAUAUGAAUAUGGUGGUUUCACAAUGAUGUUCGAUGACCGCCGUGGACGACCGAUGGGUUUUCCUAUGCAUGCCAGGGGUGGCUUUGAUCGAAUGCCUCCAGGCCCUGCUGGUCGCCCAAUGCCACAGUCAAGAAGAGACUAUGAUGAUAUGAGCCCAAGGCGAGGACCGCUUCCACCUCCUCCAGGUCGUGGAGGCAGAGGUGGCAGUAGAGCCCGCAAUCUUCCACUUCCACCGCCUCCACCACCUAGAGGAGGGGACCGAAGAGGGAGACCUGAUCACUAUGAUGGGAUGGGUGGCUCUGGAUAUGGUCGGGGGUCAUAUGGAGAUCUUGGUGGACCAGUCAUAACAACACAAGUAACCAUUCCUAAAGAUUUGGCAGGUUCAAUUAUCGGAAAAGGUGGUCAGAGGAUUAAACAAAUCCGUCAUGAAUCUGGCGCGUCUAUCAAAAUUGAUGAACCUUUAGAGGGGUCUGAUGAUCGCAUCAUUACCAUCAUAGGCACCCAAGAUCAGAUCCAAAAUGCACAAUACUUGCUUCAGAACAGUGUGAAGCAGUAUUCUGAAGAUUAUGCUUAUGGGUUUUGACUUCUAAACAUUUGAGAGGCACAUGCUCAAGGUUUCUAAUGCAUAAGUGGAUUCCAAAAUAUUUUGUUUAGAUCAGCUACAACGAAAAAAGCCUGGAAUGCUUUUCUUCCCCUUUCGUUGCUCUUGGAAUACAACUCAAGAUCUGGAUGUUUUGGAUGCAUUUGUUAAUAGUAACCAGCAGCGCCAAGAAUCCAGAAACCAAGCCGAAUUUCCCACCUCCAAGAAUAUUGUACAGAAUUAAGAGCUGAAAAAAAUUGUUAAGAAUUUUUGUUUUCUGCUAAAUUCAGUUAUAUGACAUAAAUUAAUCUCCACUUUAGCUUUCUUGUGAAUUUUCAGUUAACUUUUUUUGUGUGAAACCUUUGGGGCAACAAAUGAAGUUAAACUUUUUUUGUUUUUGGUUUUUUUAUUCUAAAUGUUCUAAAGUUUUGGGCUUCUUUUUCUGAAAUGUCUAAAGUUUGGGGGUUUGUGUUCACUGUAACAAUGUGCAGAUUUGUACACAUUGAUGUUUUUAUCACUUUUACAUUGAUCUGUUGUAACUGAAUUUAGUCACAUGUGUAGUGUAUUGAGAAUUGACCAGCUGUGCUCUCAGUUUUUAUCAAUAUAAUUAAACGUUAAAGGAUUUUUUUUUUAA
This is a messenger RNA of Pelobates fuscus (common spadefoot toad), 1968 nucleotides long. It is a transcript of the gene HNRNPK, whose product is annotated as heterogeneous nuclear ribonucleoprotein K. The record is from RefSeq and is a predicted model, not a curated record. The coding region runs from base 138 to 1337 and encodes 399 amino acids. The transcript is spliced from 15 exons. Lineage: Eukaryota; Metazoa; Chordata; Amphibia; Anura; Pelobatidae. Gene Ontology annotation, molecular function: RNA binding.